Messenger RNA from Pistacia vera, 594 nucleotides. RefSeq lists its product as uncharacterized. The record is from RefSeq and is a predicted model, not a curated record. The transcript is spliced from 5 exons. NCBI's taxonomy places the organism in Eukaryota, Viridiplantae, Streptophyta, Magnoliopsida, Sapindales, Anacardiaceae. The coding region runs from base 1 to 594 and encodes 197 amino acids. Gene Ontology annotation, molecular function: GTPase activator activity.
AUGGUGCUUAAAAGCUUGAUUCGUCGUUUUUCUUCUUCUCCUUCUUCAUUCAUAAAACCAGCUACAGGUAAUGAGAAGUCGAACAAGUUCUGGGAGGCAGAACUACCACCGAAUUUUGACAGAAGUAGAAUUGAGAAAUUUAUCCGCACUAAGUAUGAAGAGAAAAGAUGGGCUCCAAAGGGAGAAACAAAACUAGCUGCAAAAACUACUGAAACGAACCAUAACAUUGAUAAGUUCCCAGAAGGAGUCAAAGGUUGUGUUUCAAGAAAACCAAGGGCACUCUCUCUAGAGGAUGAGAUUUUUACCAAGCACAUCUCAAAUAAAUCCUCCAGCAAUGAAGUCCCGAAGGGGGUUUGCAUAUUAAAGACCAUAUUCCCUAUGCAGCGAUUGGCAGAUUUGAACAUGGUCAUUGCUUCACCUUUGCUGCCACCACCAUUGAUAGAACUCAAUACACCCACAAGGAAGACAAAUGGAGCAUCUGAAUUUUACAACGCUUUACCCUUUUGGUUUUUAGAAAUUAAUAAUGAGGGUGAAACUGCCCUUGAUUUUGUUUUCGGGUUGACAAUCCAGGACAAUCUCUUCACCCGAUCUUAG